Molecule: messenger RNA, 4032 nt
Organism: Orbilia oligospora ATCC 24927
Lineage: Eukaryota; Fungi; Ascomycota; Orbiliomycetes; Orbiliales; Orbiliaceae
Exons: 10
Coding region: 1-4032 (1343 amino acids)
Cellular component (GO): nucleus
Molecular function (GO): histone binding
Source: RefSeq, a predicted model, not a curated record
AUGGGGGCACUCAGGAGUAGAAAAUGGAAUGUCCAAGCUGAGCCCGUAGAGGCUGAAGAGGAGGAGGAGGCUGAAGGAGAGGAAGAGGAGGAGGAGGAGGAGGAGGAGGAGGAGGAGGAGGAAGAAGAAGGCAAUGUACUCAUGGGAGCUACUGGAAGAUAUAAACGUCAGGAAUCAAAGAAAAGAGGUGUCUCCCGACCCCACGAGAACUAUCCGAUCACUGACUCCAACAGCCAGAAAACGGGUCUUAGGGUCAUUACGAGACCAGACCAGCAGGGUCAUUUUCAGCUUUUUAGAAAGUUGCUCGCCCCCUUUCAAGACGAUAAAGAUCCAAAGGGAAAAAAUUCCAAACCAUCAAUUAUGGAUUCUAAAGGCAAAAUCCCACCACUUCUCGAUGAGAGAACAAAAGUUGGUAGUAUGUUUGCACAGACAAUAGCUCUCUCGUCCGCUGCCCACAGUUCUGGACCAGAUGGAAAACCACUUUUCGAUCACUACAACAUUAAUGAAGCCAACGCCCGAAUUUUGAAUAUGCUCAGUGGCUCGCCAGAUCAACUAAGGCAAGCAAAGGAAACAAUGAAAAAUUGGGGCGACAACAGCCGCCAAGUCUCAUUAAACCUCAACAGAGCGCCUGAUGCUCCACUCCUUCAGGGACGACAUAGCCUUUGGGUCCAGCGUACUAAUACAUCAAGUGGGAUGUUUCUACGGAGAGAAAGCCGAGAAUAUUGUCCUGAAUGUGCGAGGUCAAUCCCUGUCCCUGCAGCUCGGGAAACAGCAGGAAGAUAUCGUCUUUGCCCUCAUUGGCGUGAAGUAACUGGGUCAGGGUAUACAGAAACUACACACGCAUUUGGCGGCUCUCAAAACUGCCCAUUCUGUGGAAGAGCCCGUGGAACUCAGUCGACACGACACUCAGACGCCUGUCCCUUCUACAUGCCCAUAGGCCCUAGCACAACUGCAGACGAAUAUGACGAUGGCCUAGCCGGAGACGACGAUUUCAAAAAGCUUAGGGCAGAUCCUAAAGCCUUUGACGACCCUACGACUACAGCUACGAUGCCAGCUCCUGCCCGAGCUGCCUCAGUGCCACCUGAGGGACUCAACCUAAACGUAGGAAUUGUUGGCGACGACGGCUCCGAGUAUUCAGAUGAGGAUGACAGCGGGCCCGAUGAUGAUUAUUGGAAAAUGAAAGAUGCACCGAAAUCCGUCCCACCCCCACCACUACCACCAGGCCCAAAGGAGAAGAAGGGAGAGAAACCUAAAAAAGGAGUUGAUAACAGAGCCGAUAAAAAAGACGAUAAAAAAGACGAUAAAAAAGAAGAUAAAAAGGACGAUAAAAAUGACGAUAAAAAGGAUGGUGGGGAAACUCCCACAGUGAUUGUUGUCACUAAUGGCGUAAUGCCUCAGGGGCAUCUUCGAGCACUCGAUGCGGAAGACCAAGCCACCAAUUCUCUACACUGUACCCAAGCCGCAAAUGUCAUAAAGCUAGCUAAGGGCUCAGCCGACCUCGAACAGAAAUCUAAAGCACAUUGCUUCACAGGCGUAAGAAAUGUAACGAAGAUAUCCCCAGAUGACCGCCAACGUAUAGUCGACAUUGAAGCUGCUGUUAAAGCCGCCAAUAUCCCGCGACCUUUCUGGGAGCCAAACACCUACAUCAACGUCUCCACGAAAGAUUUCUCAAAGGAUACAGAUGGCAGCCAAAGACUCCCGGACAAUGUUCUUGAAAAUGCAACUACAAUACGGCCUACACUAGGUCAACCUGAUCCUGCAUAUUCAAAAAUAAAUUACACCGGUCCUAGAAGAAAGCUUUUUAGAGGCAAUGAAACAUGGUUCUUGACUCGAUUCGGCGGUAGCAGACUCACUUAUGCUAACUGGAUGGCUGGUACCGCUACUUUCGCUGAUGUGCAAACGGCUGCGCCGAUGGAUACCACAGCUGCUACCCACCCUACGGAGUUUUAUAUUAAGGAUACUUUGGAGGGCGUUAAUUGGUAUGGUGACACAGGGGUAAUGACUCUUCCGGGUCCAAAGCCUCCGCUACCCCCACCAAAAGGCACACCGAAAGAUAAAAAUGGAAAGCCGAUCAUCAAAAUUGAUGGUAAAUCUCACGAGGAGAUAGGAAAGCUAGUCAGCAAGUAUUUGCAUCAAGUUGUACCGGCUGUAGGGACAAGAAGCAAUGGAUCAAAGAAGACCGAUCCAUCAUUCUGCAUAGCAUGCAAGAAACAGACUACCAAGCUGGGGGAUGCUAGAAGACACCAGCAUUACGGUAAGUGUUGGGCUAGCUGGCCCGGGCCAGGUGACAGCGGCGACGGCUCAGGACCUCCAGAUGGUGGCGGCGGCUCAGGCCCCCCUGACGGUUCAGGCCCCCCGGAUGGCAGUGGACCCCCUGACGGAGCCACUGGCAAAGGCACAAGGUCCACUCGUCCGGCUAGGAGUCCAGCGCUAGGCAGACCUUUGUGCUGUCUGCCCUCGACCCCAGAUAUGACCCGUAAGCGGAAACUAUGGGAAAGUGUUCAAGGAUACGUAACCGACAGUGAAGAUGAAAGAGACUUCCUACCUACGGCUAAGAAGGAGCAAUCAAAAACAAAAGAUGACAUAGGAACACCUCGCGACCCUAGCAAGUCUUUCAAUCUAGGUGAUGCGAUGGAUACUAAGAUAUUUACCGAAAAGAGGCAGAAGCGAUCUUCGAAGAAGGCUAAACGGGAUUAUAAGUCGUCAGAAUUUAUUUCUUCGACCCCGACCCCCCCUCCAAAUCCAAAUUCACCCGUAUCUACGGGCCGACCCGAGGGAUCGGAAUCGAAAAAGACAGAACCGGCGGAACAGGAAUCUGAGGUAGAGGAGAUUGAACACGUAGAAUCCCCUCUUCCAUGUCCCAGCUCCGAACCAUCCCCUCAACCCUCCGGCCCAAGGAAACGAAAACAGCCAUUAGCCACCGGUCUCCGCAGCACCGCUGCAGCACCACCAAUUCUCCCUCAAAAGAACCUAGUCUCAACUCACACUUCUAGAGCAAAAUCAAAACCCUUCAUCCCUGCGAGCGCUACCAAAGCGACCACCGCCACCAAAUUGAUUGUUUCGAAGACUUCAACUUACAAAUCACAGGAUGGUCAAGAUGUCACUCUUGAAGAACGCAAGUUUACUCGCAGGACCAAAGGAAAGACUCCCAAGGAUUUUACAGAAGUAAUUGAAAGUAUUAGAGAGCCAGGUAAAGAUUCAGCUCUUAUACGACUAUAUAGGUUCCAAGAGGGCGAGGAGACUGGGCUUGAGAAUUCUUCGAAGAAGAGGAAAAUAGAUGAAGAAACUCAAGAAGAUAUUCAAGCCGAAGAUGGAAAUGAGGUUGACGUAGUCUCAGAAGAAGGGCAAGACGAAGAAGAUGAAAAAGAAGCGUCUUUGGGAGAAGAGCAACAGAGUGAAUUGUCAUUGGAGGAAAGCGAGAAUGAGGCUCACGAGAAGGAUGAUAAAGAACAUAACAAUAUGAAAGAGGAAAGGGAGGAAGGAGAGGAACAAGAAACAGAGGAGGAAAAGGCUCCUUCACCAAAAAAGAAACUACGAGCCCCACCACGCAAGAAGCCGGAACCUCCAAAGGAGGUGAAAACCCCGAGUCGCCGCAGCACUAGAGCGAAAUCCGUCGGCGAAAAGGAAACGGAAAAAAUAACGAGCAAUAAAACACCUGCCAAACCGAAGACUAAGAAAAAGGUUACACUUGAUACCCCAGUGACUGACGAGGUAAAACCUCCUAAAGUGUAUAGAAAGACACCACGUGUGACAACAACGACAAAGAAAUCCGCGAAGACUAAACAGAGAGAAAUCGGAACCGAAACCGAGACACCUUCUAAGCCUCCAGCUAAGAAGGCCGUAGCCAAGGCCACUAAGGAUACUGCUACCAAAACAACCAAAGAGCCUACUGUAGCUAAAAAGGUUGCAAUUAAAACCCCAAGAAAGGCUGCAACAAAGGCCGCGGAGGCAAAGAAGGCCAAAGCUAACACUCCAGCGAAGACCACUGUAGCAAAGAAGGCGGGCGCUAGUAAGAGGGUUUCUAAAAAGUAA